GGUUCAACCACAGAUAAUUGCUCUACAUCUAUUUCUUUUAUUCUGUUUCCACAUUUUUCUGAAAUGUGAAUUGUAUAGGGAGAAUCUAUUAGUUUAUUGAAGCUCGUUUAAAUCAUAUAAUAUACUAGAAAUGAAAAUAUAAAUAUUUUAUGAUUUUAUUGUUAUUGGGAGUUGUUAAAGUUUUUUGAGUUUAUAAGUUAAACAAUAGUUUGAUCAGUUUCCAAGUAAAAUUGCAAUAAAAUUCUAUAGUAUUAAGUAACUGAUAGUAUCAGAUUUGUUUGAGAGAGAGAGAGAGAGAGAGAGAGAGAGAGCAGUUGAAUUGAUGAACAAUGAGUAAAAACAGGCUUCUUGUCUUAAUCUGUGAACCCUUUCAAUGGAUUCAAAUGCUUUGUAAAGAACUAAACACAAGUUUUGUUUUAGGAGUAGUUACAGUUUACGGUUUCAACCAAGGUUUUUCAGGAUCAUUAUUUAGAGUAGUUUCAGAUUAUUAUUGGAAAGAUGUUCAGAAGAUUCAACCAUCAACUGUUCAAUUGUAUGUAGGGUUCUAUUACAUCCCAUGGAUUAUGAAACCAGUAUGGGGACUGUUGACAGAUAUUUUUACAGUCAACGGUUAUCAUCGGCGACCUUAUUUCGUCAUAUCUGGUAUUUUAGGUGUUGUAUCGGCCUUGAGUGUUGCUUUGGUUAAUGUUCAAUUCAUGCCAGCUUUUAUGGCUUUGAUUUGUCUUAUUGGGGUCACGGCGAGCAUGGCAAUUGCCGAUGUUACGAUCGAUGCUUGUAUUGCUAAAAAUAGUAUUCAAAUGCCAUCGUUGGCAUCCGAUAUGCAGAGUCUUUGUGGGUUUUGCACCUCUGUUGGUGCCUUGAUUGGGUUUUCUUCUAGUGGUAUGUUUGUUCACCAAUUAGGAGCUAAGGGAGCUUUGGGUUUAUUAGCACUUGCACCUAUAUUGUUGAUAAUGUUAGGGUUUUUCAUUUAUGAGUCGAGGAGCAACAGGCCUUCUAAUCAGAAGGCAACAACAGAGAAAGUGGCGGGAGCAAUGAAUGGGAUGUACAAAACCAUAAAGUACCCUCAAGUUUGGAAGCCUUCACUUUAUAUGUAUCUAUCAUUGGCUCUGAGUAUAAGCACCCAUGAAGGGCAAUUCUAUUGGUACACUGACCCUAAAGCUGGGCCUGCAUUUUCUCAGGAAUUUGUUGGGAUGAUCUAUGCAAUUGGUGCAGUAGCUUCCAUCGCUGGGGUUCUAAUCUACCACAAACUGUUAAAAGACUACUACUCCUUCAGGAAGUUACUCUUUUUCGCACAACUUCUCUAUGGCUUCUCAGGAAUGCUUGAUCUAACUUUUGUACUACGUUGGAAUCUGAAACUAGGGAUUCCUGAUUACUUCUUUGUAAUCUUCGAAGAAUGUGUUUCGAGGAUUGUUAAUAGAUUAAGAUGGAUGCCCAUGAUUGUGCUUAGCACUAAGCUAUGUCCUUUGGGAAUUGAAGGUACGUUUUUUGCUCUGCUGAUGUGCAUCGACAGUUUGGGUCAACUUUCUUCAAAAUGGUCUGGUGGAUUAGUUCUUCAUCUGUUUCAUGUUACAAGAAGUGAUUUUACUAAUUUAUGGUUAGUGAUGGUCAUAAAGAACGCUUUGAGGUUUUCUACUUUGGCAUUGAUUUUUCUUGUCCCUAAAGCGGAUCAAUAUGAAGUUUUGGUUCCCCCAGACUUGUUAAAGGGCGAGAACUUAAUGAACACAGCAGGAGAGGAAGAAGAAACAAUACAACUUGUAGCAAUGAAUGAGAAAAUAGAAGCAGUUGAAGGGUCUAGCUUAAGAGAAAGAUAGUUCACAGAAAUUCGCCAUCAUAAUCAUGGAGACUUCAAGACGCAGAUUUUUGUUUCUCGGGCAACUCUGGUGGUGCACCUCUACUCCCUCUUCAUGAUUGAUUUUUCUAUGACAAAUAAGUUGCUGAAUUCUCAAAUACAUCAUAUGUUUUUCUGCUUC
Messenger RNA from Papaver somniferum (opium poppy), 1970 nucleotides. RefSeq names its product probable folate-biopterin transporter 6. NCBI's taxonomy places the organism in Eukaryota, Viridiplantae, Streptophyta, Magnoliopsida, Ranunculales, Papaveraceae. The record is from RefSeq and is a predicted model, not a curated record. The transcript has 4 exons. Bases 330 to 1811 code for a protein of 493 amino acids.